Messenger RNA from Clarias gariepinus (North African catfish), 3517 nucleotides. RefSeq names its product Yes1 associated transcriptional regulator (gene yap1). Lineage: Eukaryota; Metazoa; Chordata; Actinopteri; Siluriformes; Clariidae. Gene Ontology annotation, cellular component: nucleus; cytoplasm. The record is from RefSeq and is a predicted model, not a curated record. Gene Ontology annotation, molecular function: protein binding; transcription corepressor activity; transcription coactivator activity. Gene Ontology annotation, biological process: hippo signaling; positive regulation of transcription by RNA polymerase II. The transcript is spliced from 8 exons. The coding region runs from base 443 to 1765 and encodes 440 amino acids.
GUUUGGUGAGUGAACGCGCAGUGAUUUUCAGCGCGUUUGCAAAUGUUGCUGAAAUCUGUGCUGGAAUUGUUGGAAAUUCUCUCCAGCUUUCAGCUUAAAACUUUUUCAAACUCCAGGAGGUUUUGAGAAGAAGUGUGUUUACUGAAAAAAAAAAAGUUUUGUUUGUUUUUUGGGGGGAAGAUAUGCGCGUUUUCACUCCGGUCAGUGGGUCCUGGCCAAGCGGAAAACUAACCCGUCGCGUUUUAUUUCUUUUCGCCAGUCUUGGAUAGCGAGCUGACGCCAGUGUGUUUGGAGAGAAACACUGAGACGCGUUCAUGAGAUUCAUGCAUUUCGGAGUUUCUGCGCGCAGCUUUAAGCGCUGAAGUCAGAUAAGUGAUUAUUCUUGAUUUUUUUUUUUAUAGAAAAUACUUGUUUUGGGAUCUUUGCUUUUUGGUUUGAAAUCAUGGAUCCGAGCCAGCAUAACCCCCCCGCAGGACACCAGGUGGUCCAUGUCCGCGGAGACUCGGAGACCGAUCUGGAGGCGCUCUUUAACGCCGUGAUGAACCCCAAAAACGCCACCGUGCCUCCAUCCGUGCCCAUGAGGAUGAGGAAGCUGCCAGACUCCUUCUUCAAACCACCCGAGCCUAAAUCACACUCCAGACAGGCAAGCACAGAUGCAGGCACGGCCGGCACGCUUACUCCACAGCACGUCCGAGCGCACUCCUCGCCUGCCUCCCUGCAGCUGAGCGCCGUCACUUCCGGCACCAUGAGCACCCUGGGCCCGCCCGGCACCUCCCCUCAGCACCUGCGCCAGCCCUCGUACGAGAUCCCUGACGACGUGCCCCUGCCUCCAGGCUGGGAGAUGGCCAAGACCCCAUCUGGCCAGAGAUACUUCCUUAACCACAUUGACCAAUCAACCACUUGGCAGGACCCCCGCAAAGCCAUGCUCCAGAUAACCCAGACGAACUCCGCCAGCCCCGUCCCCGUUCAACAGCAAAACCUCCUGAACCCAGCCUCAGGUCCUCUUCCUGAUGGCUGGGAGCAGGCCAUCACAGCAGAUGGAGAGAUCUACUACAUCAACCACAAGAAUAAAACCACGUCCUGGCUGGACCCACGACUCGACCCACACUAUGCUCUAAACCAGCCGCGAAUUACCCAGAGUGCUCCGGUAAAGCCAGGCACCCAGCUCCCCUCCAGCCCUCCGAACUUGGCCGUCAUGGGAGGGAGACUGCAGCAACUGCAGCUGGAAAAAGAGAGACUGAGGCUUAAACACCAGGAGCUGCACCGCCCAAGACCACAGGAGCUGGCUUUGAGGAAUCAGCUGCCCACCAGCAUGGAGCAGGACAGCGGCACUCAGAACCCGGUGUCGUCCCCUGGCAUGGGGCAGGACGGCCGCAGCAUGACCACCAACAGCUCGGACCCCUUCCUCAACAGUGGGACGUAUCACUCCAGAGAUGAAAGCACAGACAGCGGUCUGAGCAUGAGCAGCUACAGCGUCCCACGCACUCCAGACGAUUUUCUGAACAGCGUAGAUGAAAUGGAGACAAGCGACUCCCUCGGCCCGGCAUCCUUGGCGACCCAGCCGAGCCGUUUCCCAAACUACCUGGAUGAAAUCCCAGGCACCGAUGUGGACUUGGGCACCCUGGAAGGCGAGAGCAUGGCAGUGGAGGGCGAGGAGCUGAUGCCGAGCCUGCAGGAGGCGCUGAGCUCCGACAUUUUAAACGACAUGGAGUCCGUGCUGGCUGCGACCAAAAUCGACAAAGAGAGCUUCCUGACCUGGCUAUAGAUCAGCUUUAAGGCCUGCGCUCUCUUCACACAGAACUGCUGCCUAGGCCAAUCUGUGAAGGAUGUGUAGAUGCUUUGAGGUUCCUUCUUCCUAAUUUUUUUUUUUUUUUUUUUUUUUUAAAGACAUUUCACUUUCUUAGACUUUUGAUUGCGUCCCCCCUCCCCUCCACACACACUUUAAGCAUUAAUCACGGCUGGACUGGUUUCACUGGGGGCUUUUUAUUCCCCUUAAUAUAAACCACACAUGGCUGAACUGGUUUUAAAAUCAGAUUUAACUUUUAUUUUUCAUAUCCCGUCCCAGUACUUUUUUCUUUUUUUUUUCUUCCAUGUCUGCAUCCUCAAGGCUGGCCCAUGAACAGACACUUAUUCACCCAGAUACACCCUCUCCUCGUAUAUACAAAAUGUAUAAGGCUUUGACAAAAAUCUUGAACCCUCAUCAUUCUCGUAUCUGACCUCAUCUUUCCCUUCCUUUUGUUCACUACAAGCCUGGCAAACCAAAAAACACUUACGAGGGCUGCUUGCGUGUGUGCGCAAGGAAGAUCACGAGGGUCGAACCUGUUGCUUUAGAAAGGCGGAUCGCCCUGCUCGGCUGUGCCAGCAUCUCGAACCCUGAUCGAUUCAAGUGCCUUCGGUUUCAUCUCUUAGCGCAGCGAAUAAAACACUACUUUUGAACGCUAUAUAUAUUUUCAAAACAAUUCUGACCACACACUUUCUAUUUACAGUUUUCAUUAAUCGAAAUUGUCUUUUAAAGUUUAUAUGAAAAAUGCAUUUUUUUUUUUUGUUUGUUUGUUUUUUUUUCAUCAACCCUAGCCUCAGUCUCAUUUUAGACUGUUUAUAUAUAUAUAUAUAUAUAUAUAUAUAUAUAUAUAUAUAUAUAUAUAUAUAAAAUUAUGAUAGAUCAAAUUCUUUUCUUAUGGUUUCUUAGCUAACCUGGUUGCCUUCCAGCAUGCUGCCACUGUUUAAUCAUCGCAGAGUAGAUGAUUGCAGAACCAAUUCUCGCUAUUACUUAGUUAUCAGCGGAAAUAUGAUCAGGCUAGAUUUCAGAGAGCUGUUUUUUGUAUUUUAAUAUGUAGGUUUUUAAUCAUUAUUAAUGUUUUAUUCAGUGACCGUAUCGUUCAAAAGCGAGAAGCAGGUUGCCAGAGGAACCUGUCUUGAUGACAAGUUCAGGAUGAGGAUGGGUGUAGAUGUGAUCGGAAGUGAUUAAAGUGAAGGAUUUGCCAAGUGUUAAGCUGGAUAAAUUAGCACGUCUCGAGGGUUUGCGGUUUAAAGCGGAGGCGGGUAGCUGGGAACGGGUUCGGUAAUCAUGAUUAAGAGCGAUAAAGUUGUAGAGUUUUAACGGAAACAAUCAGCGUACAUAACUAGAAAGGAUUUUUUAAAUUGUUAUUAUUAUUAUUUUGCUUUUGACGAGGCUUCCAAAGAGUUUGAGUUUUUACUUUUUUUUUAAGGAAAAUUUUUUUUAAUAAUUUAUCCUAUUCUUUGUGUGUAUACAUGUAGCAUAAGCUAAUGAGAGAAAUGUCCAGCUGAUGGUUAGUCAGUGGAUAUGUGAUGACUGUCACGAAAUCUCCCAUACUAGACACUCGAUGAACAAGUUACCAAGAGCAGCCUUGAUGUCAGUCGUUUACAUUAUUGUAUAGCGAAAGAACACUACAGACGUAGAUGCUUUAUAUGAGAUGCGUAUCUUAAGAUGUUUACAAGAUUAUUACCCCCCACACACAGAUACACACUACUCAAAGAUGAUAAUUAUAUGUGAUUU